AUGGGUUGUUCGAGCAUGGUUAACGUUUCAGGUUGGGAACGUUAUCCGCUCUACGAUGCGGAAAGCGUAUUCAGAAAAAAGCAAAACACAAAACACAAGGACAGAAACACAACAAAUGAUUCAGGAAAGUCCAUGGCUUGGGCUCCAAUGUUCAGAAUGUUGUGCUCGCUUUUCCGACGUUUAUUGUGCGAAACGAUCGUGUUCUCAGUGUGGGUAAUGUCGAGCCUUCGCCAAUACUCAACCGGCGCCUUGGCAACCGCAUUGUUACCAUUGCUGCCGAUUUCAUUUAUGUCUGAGACGUUUUACCUUGAAUGUCCGUUUUUUUAUCUACCCACAUACUACGUUUCGUGGCUGUGA
This is a messenger RNA of Necator americanus (New World hookworm), 357 nucleotides long. RefSeq lists its product as uncharacterized. Bases 1 to 357 code for a protein of 118 amino acids. The transcript has 3 exons. NCBI's taxonomy places the organism in Eukaryota, Metazoa, Nematoda, Chromadorea, Rhabditida, Ancylostomatidae. The record is from RefSeq and is a predicted model, not a curated record.